CCCUGGCAGCAGGUCCGGAGCCGGGCACUCGGCGCGUGGCCGCCCCCAGGUGGGCACACUGGGUGGCAUGGCCUGACCUUCUGGAUGGCCAUGGAGCCUGGUGGUGACAAGGGCGCCACAUAGCUGCUCCCACUAGCGUGUCCGCCCAGCCCAUCCUCAGCAGCAGCAGAGCUCAUGGACUUGAAGACCGUGCUCUCCCUGCCCCAGUACCCAGGGGACUUCCUGCACCCCGUGGUGUACGCCUGCACCGCUGUCAUGCUUCUGUGUCUCCUCGCCUCUGUGGUCACCUACCUCGUGCACCAGAGCGCCAUCCGCAUCAGCAGGAAGAGCCGGCACUCGCUCCUCAACUUCUGCCUCCAUGCCGGCCUCGCCGUCACGGCCUUCGCUGGGGGUGUGAACCGCACACAGUACCCAGUGCUGUGCCAGGCGGUGGGUGUGGUCCUCCACUACUCCUCGCUCUCCGCCAUGCUCUGGAUCUGUGUGGCCGCUGGCCACAUCUACCAGCAGGUGACCAAGAAGGGUGCACCCUGCCCUGCUGCUGACCCUCCUUUGGCCCCCCGGCAGCCCCUGCUCAGGCUCUAUCUCAUCGGUGGAGGGGUUCCCUUCAUCAUCUGUGGAGUCACAGCCGCCACCAACAUCCAGAAUUACGGGAAGGAGGACGAGGGCACAGCCUACUGCUGGAUGUCAUGGGAGCCCAGCCUGGGCGCCUUCUACGGGCCGGCGGCCUUCACGGCACUGCUCACCUGCGGGCUGCUCCUAGGCGGCCUGGUGCAGCUGCGGCGCCACCCAGAGCGCAGGUAUGAGCUGCGGGCGCCCACGGAGCCUCGGAGGGCGGGGGGCACAGGGCCCUGCCUGCGGGUGUCCCCCGGGGCCCCGCCCUGCCCGCUGGCGGCCUCGCUGCUGCAGAACGAGCACUCGCUGGCCGCCCAGCUGCGUGCGGCCGCGUGCACGCUCUUCCUGUCGGCCGCCACCUGGGCCUUCGGGGCGCUGGCCGUGUCGCAGGAGCCCGUCCUGGACAUGGUCUUCAGCUGCCUGUACGGCGCCUUCUGCGUCUCUCUGGGCCUCUUCGUGCUCAUCCACCACUGCGCCAAGCGCGAGGACGUGUGGCACUGCUGGUGGGCCUGCUGCCCCCGCCGCCCCCCUGUGCCAGACGCCCCGGGGGAGGCCCCGCCGGACGCCCCCGGCCCCGCUCGAGGCCGCUGCAAAGGGCGCGACGUGCGGGCCACCCAGGGCCAGGCCCGCUGCCUGUCUCCCGUCACGCCCUGCUGCGGCCAGCUAGCCCGGGAGACCCUACUGGAGGACGGCACUCACCUGCGCCUGCCCGGGGACACCUGUGACCAUGGCCUGCGUGACCACAGCCUGCACCUGCCCGGGGAAACCUGUGACCACGGUCUGUGUGACCACGGCCUGCACCUGCCCGAGGACACCUGUGAUCACAGCCUGCACCUGCCAGGAGACACCUGUGACCACGGCCUGUGUGACCAUGACCUGCACCUGCCCGAGGGCCUGUGUGACCACGGCCUGUGUGACCAUGACCUGCACCUGCCCGGGGACACCUGUGACCAUGGCCUGUGUGACCACGGCCUGCCCCUGAACGGCUGCCUGCCGCCCCGGACGCCACCCCUGGGCUUCUUCUCCCGGCCACGGAUGGCUGAGCGGGACUACGGCUUCCACGUCCAGCCCGGCCCAGACGGCAGCACCCCCAGCUCCUGCUCAGACAGUGACCCCAGCUCGCUGGCCUGCUGUGCAUUGGCCGAGCCCUUUCCACUGGACGCCAGGGCCUCCCGGGCCAGCCCCCCGCCCUGUGGCUAUGCUGUGGGGCCGCCCCCCUUGGAGAUGCUCCACAGCACACAGCCGCUGGCUUUCAGGGGCCUCGGGCAGAAUGGGGGGCUCAAGGGCGAGGUGCUGGGAGCUGAGCGCAACAUCCGCACCGGGCCCUGGAGGAACGAGACCACAGUGUAGGCCCAGGUCCGGCCUGAACACCACAGACCUGGUGGAGACUGGGAGGAGACCACCACGGCUACUGGUACUGACCUGCCGAGGGGGGGCCGUGGACCUGGCCCGGGCAGGGUCACUGACACAGGAGUGUCCCUGAGAGCCACAUGGAGCCAGGUCCCAGUCAUCAGGAGCUCUGGUCCACGGAUGGUGAGAAACGCUGGGCUCCUGGCUCUCGCACUCAGUGUCCCCUCCUGUCCCUCCUCAUCCCUGGCCGGGACAUAAGACAAGCGCCUCUGCCUGAUGAAUUUCAGCUUCAGCUGGGCCUGGACACAGCGGGGCUCCACUGGCCUGAGCCCCCAACCCGGCAUGCUCACGAGCCCUGGGUCACCUGGGAAGCACUGCCUGCAGAGCCCACAGGCCCCCCGUGUCCCCGCCACUGAGACAGGCCUGCUGGGGACAGGAGAGUCCAGCACCCACGGGCCCCGGACAGUGGACGUAAAUCAGCCCGACCCUGCACCACGCCGGGGGGCCUUGUGGAUGACCCCAAGCAGCCCACCGACAUGGGUCCCUGAGGCCCCCAGAGCCACGCUCACCGUCCUCACCCUGCAAAGGCAGGCAGGCCUUGGGGUCCACACGGGGGCUCACUCUCAGGACUCGGGACCCUCAGCGUCAUCACCCCACGCCCCGCCCUGUGUGCUCAAGGUGGCCAACUGGGCCCCAUACCCACAGUGAGUCUGCCCACGCUGCCCAGCCAGUCCACCCAUUUCCAUAGCCCACUCAAACCCAAGGCCAGCGCUGUGCUGUAGCAGCAGGGUCACCGGGGCAAUAAACCUCUCGCAGUGUC
This is a messenger RNA of Erinaceus europaeus (western European hedgehog), 2782 nucleotides long. RefSeq names its product adhesion G protein-coupled receptor A1 (gene ADGRA1). The transcript has 7 exons. Gene Ontology annotation, biological process: cell surface receptor signaling pathway; G protein-coupled receptor signaling pathway. NCBI's taxonomy places the organism in Eukaryota, Metazoa, Chordata, Mammalia, Eulipotyphla, Erinaceidae. Bases 175 to 1962 code for a protein of 595 amino acids. The record is from RefSeq and is a predicted model, not a curated record. Gene Ontology annotation, cellular component: postsynaptic density; plasma membrane; glutamatergic synapse. Gene Ontology annotation, molecular function: G protein-coupled receptor activity.